AUGCCGAUUCUCUGCAUUAAUUAAUUAUAUUUCUACACUGUAAAAAACAUAAUUGGCAUCGUUGUGGACCUAUAAAAGGAUAGUACCACUUUGUCGAAUGAUAGACAAGGAUAGCAAAACCAAAGUUGAUCAAAUACUGUCAUUAUAACGUGGACCUCACUAUAGUACAUUUUUCACAAUAGAUCAAUUUUGUCAAUUGAUGACAAAUUCUGUUUGAGUUGAGACACGUUGUUACAAAGUAUAUUUAAAUGCACUUGACUUUUUGGUUGAGAAAUACCGUAUUAAAUGCAUUUCGCUCCUGAAUAGGAGAUUCAUCAACCCCUCAGGAGUAAAAUGCAUUCCAUAUUAAAAUUAAGUAUAUUUAGUGUAAUAUGUAAGUGUAAAUUAAAUAUUCACGUUGAAACUCUGCAUUUUUCGCAUCAGUGAAAUAUUAAUAAAUUGGUAAAAAAUAAAAAUAAUCGAUAGUUGAUGAGUGUAUUUAAAUAUUGGCUUUAAAACACAAUAUUUUUCUCAUCAGUGAAAUUUCAAUAGAUAAGUGGAAAAACAAAAUUCAUGAAUAAAAGUAAACCAAUAAAUUUUAAAAAUAAAAUUAAAUAGAAAAAUUGUAUCAAUAAAAAAAAUUGAAACAAAAAAAGUUGAAUAUUGUUUAAAUAACAAUGAAUGUUUUGUCUUCACUCUAGAAUCAGAGUUAGACUCAGAAGGCUAACUUUUGAAUAAAAAAAGCUAGAAAUUGCAGAAGAUUGGGCACUGAAAUUUUACAAUUUCGAAGUUGUUUCUUCAAGUCCAUAUGAUUCUACUAUCAAAAUGCAAACUUCAGUUUACUAGACUCAAACCAAACAUUCACACACUACAAGAUCAAAACACAAAGCAAAUUAAUAACAUUUAUAAUUUACAUAAAAAUCAUUGGACAUGUAGUAGGAACUUUGCUUUUGGUGGAUAUACUAGUUGACAGUUAUUGCUAUACUUGUUGACCAACACAUAAUUCAUAAUUUUAUAUGAAUAGAGGGUUUUUUGAUGAAUCAAAAUGGCUAGUGAAGAAGAUAGUGUUAAGGAAACCGAGGAAAAUGAAGAAUCUACCGCUGAUGAAAAAGAAACAAAUAAAUCUAAUAAGUCUGUAAAACAAGAAGGAAAUAAACCUGCUGCUAAACAAGAGAAGAAUAAACCCAAAGACAACAAAAAGGAAAAUGGAAAGUCUGGAAAGAAAGAUGAUGAAAAAGGUAAGAAGCAGGGUGAUACAUGGGAGGAAAAGCAAAAAGAGAAGCAAAAGGCAAGAAGAGAUGAGAUUUUUCCUUGGGGGUCAGAUCCAUGUGUGAAACUGAGAAUGGCCGGCGCGAAGGCUGAAGAAGAGAGAGAUUUAUCAAAACCAGCAGGCUCACAAUUCCCAUGGUACGAGAAACCGGUGAAGAAAGGUGGAGAUGCAAAGAAACAGGAAGAAGAAGAGAGACAGAAAGCUGCCGAAAAGGAGAAAGAAGAAAACAAGGAGAGAUUUGCCGAAAUAGAGAAACGAUUCAGAGAGAAAUUGACAGAAAUGUCGGAACGGAAUAGAAGAAAACGGAUUUAUGAGUGCAGCGGCUUCUAUCAACGUACGGGAAUACCGUUCGAAGUGAUGGAGCAAAGAAGAAAGGCAGCAAAAAAGAGGAAAAGGAGAGAAAAGGAAGAGGUAGAGGAGGAGGAGGAGGAGGAGGAGGAGGAGGAAGAGGGCGAGGAGGAAGACGAAAAAGAAUUGAAGGAUCAAGAAGAGGCAGCAAAAGAUGAAGAAGAGAAGGAGAAAGGAGAGGAUGGUGAAAAAAAGGAAAAGAAAGGUGGAAAGAAGAAAGUCAAGAGGAAAAGUGAUGAUAAGGGUGGAAAACGGAAAAAGAAAAAGAGGAAAAGUGGGGAAUGGCCGGGUAGUUAUCCGCAGCCGAUUUUUGAAGAUUUUCUAUUUUUUCUAAGGCUGAUGGCUCAAGCCGAAUUCCAAACACAGGAAUCGCAAAAGGUGGCUCUUCCUCCCAAGAAAUCACCCGACAACAGGAGGAAGGUUGUCGACGAGUUUGUCUCUUUUCUGGACGUUCUACUCACAGCCAAUCAGAUGAUGAGAGAGAAAGACGGCGAUGAUAAAGAGGAGGAUGGAGGCAAAGAGGGGGAGAAUGGCACUGAAAAGAAUAGCACAGGUCCGCCUUCACAGACCGCCUCAGACGGCGGGCAAGCCGAACAAGAAGACAUCACUACACUCGAUGCAAAUCCUCAACCAAUCCCAAUUGAAACUGAAGAAUAACAAUAAAACUCUCAACACCUCAUUAAUAUGUAUUUUAUUAAUCAUUCUUCGACUACGCCAUUAUUCAAUUUUAAAUGGGGUCGGCAUAACCGUCCAAUUGAAAAUGAAAAAUAACAAUAAAACUCUUUAACACAUUAA
Nilaparvata lugens (brown planthopper) is the source of this 2392-nucleotide messenger RNA. RefSeq names its product ABC transporter F family member 4. The transcript has 3 exons. The record is from RefSeq and is a predicted model, not a curated record. NCBI's taxonomy places the organism in Eukaryota, Metazoa, Arthropoda, Insecta, Hemiptera, Delphacidae. The coding region runs from base 1025 to 2254 and encodes 409 amino acids.